AACAUUGUUACUUCGACACGGUCUGCAUUUGGGUCGUACCUGAAACGUGAUAGUUACAAGCCUGGCUGGAGUUAGCGGUGGAGGCAGAAUCAAUAUCCACCUUCGUAAUAUGGAUGAAGCCUGAGCUGUAAUCUGAAGCUAGCUAGAUUCAUAGUACAUCUAACCAAUCUGCUUUGUAGUUUACCCAUCAGGUUUCAGGGACAAGUAAGCAAGUGUUGAUGUUUUGAUGUUGGAAUUAUUAUGCCUUAAUUAUCAUGCCUUUUUUUUUGAUGGGGAGCAAACAUUAUUUUCAUGGAAAGAAUUAGACCACAUUAAUCUAAAUAUACACUUUCUCAAAUUGUUUUGUCUCAUCCCAGUAACCUAGUUACCGGUCUUGAUUGAAUUGGGCCCAAAAUCUACACUCAGCAGCACUCAGUUGUACAGUCCUUGUGCAAGUUCCUGGUUAGAGAGUUGUAAUGAAUAGCGAUGAGUGGCUAACAUUAACAGUAUUUAGCUGGGUUGGGUUUAAAUUCAAUUUCAAUUCCAAUAAAUUAAUUUACGAAAUUAAAUUUGAAGUGAUGUCCACUCACAGCAGCGCAGUGAGAUUUAGCAUACGUUGUGAUUGGUCAGGAACCAGGAACGGUGGGAGUCUAACUACUCUGAUUGGCAGGGAAACAGGAACAGUGGAAGCCUAACUACUCUGAUUGGUCCCUAAGGUGCUAAAGGACAUGAUGAAUGCCAUCGAUGCUGGGAUUAACAAUCUGGUGCUGCUGGGACUCAAGACAAGAAGCACCGACAGUCAGACUCUGGCUCCUCUGGUUAACUCAAUCAGUGUACAUGAUUCAGCAUAUGACAAUAGACUCCUUAUGUCCUAGAACAUUUGUUAUGUGCUCUAUGGUUCAACUACUGUACAUCUUGAUAAAGCUUUAUUCAAUUCUGUUUGAGAUUAUACUUUUAAAUGUCACCCCAAAGUCAUGUCUUAUCCAGUUAUGUCUUAUCUUGUCCCUGUCUUAUCCAAAAUCUAUCUAUUCAUGGCCCUCAUACUUUGUUGACAGGACUGGAUCAGAAAUAAGUCUGUACACACAUACAAUAGAUACUUGUUUGGAUUGGUGUGCUGUUUACUUUACCAUGCUGUUAGUCUCUUCACACAGCCACAAUGUCUCCUUCGCUACGAGUCUACCAUGCAACGAGACUACCCCGCUGUUUACUUGACUGUUUUUAACAAAGAACCCUGCCUCUCUCUCUCUUUUCUAGCUCUCGCUCAGAUGGCAGAAAUGGACAGGCAGCACAUCUGGAGGAUGACGCACUUUAACAAGCCUGUGUACUGCAGCGUGCAUCGGAGCCUCAGGAAAUGAGGCCUUUCCUGCAUCUGUGCCGGCUCAUGGCUGGGUCAUUGCUGACUGUGACUCCAGUAAGUGUCCCUUCUGCAACAAGAAGAUCAAGACCCUGGCAGUGAAGCACUGGGUGUGGUGCCAACAAAUGCGCCAUGACGAAUGUGUGAUCUUUGGGUCAUCAUCGUGCGACUCUAAGAGACCACAUUCUGCCACCAUGGGCCAUAUACUCAGUCUCCAAGAGAAGGAUGAAGAGGGAAGGAGGAAUUCCACGGAGGACACUAGCCUAGAGGACAUCACCCCAGACGGUCACAUUCUGCAGAUUGCUCCAAUUCCAGACACCCACCCUCUUCUGGUGUUUGUGAACCCAAAGAGUGGAAGGAAGCAGGGGGAGAGAGUGAUGAGGAAGUUCCACUAUUUAUUGAACCCACGGCAGGUCAUCAACUUCUCCGACGGAGGACCUGGACCCCGACCCGAGUGACAAGCGGAUUGAGGUGGUGGGGUUGUCGGGCUAUCGAAAUGGGUCAGAUCUAUUCUGGGCUGAAGUGUGCUGGACACAGACUGGCUCAAACCUCACAGAUCACUAUCAGGUAGACUUUAAUGCUCUAUACACAAGUCUUAAAGGUUUUAUGCCUUUUACCUUUUGUUAAUUAAAAUGGAUCUGUCUCUCUGUCUUGUUGCCUUUCUCAGGACAUAUAAAGCACUGCCUAUGUAGAUUGAUGGUGAGCCCUGGAUGCAGCCUCCUUGCACGUGCUAAUAUUAAUAUACUUUUAUACUUGAUAUAAUAAAUGUAAUAUAUUAAGUGAGGUUGGCCUUGGGUGUCACGCCCUGACUUUAGUUAUAUUUGUUUUCUUUAU
Salvelinus sp. IW2-2015 is the source of this 2167-nucleotide messenger RNA. Its product is annotated as diacylglycerol kinase beta-like. Gene Ontology annotation, biological process: diacylglycerol metabolic process; lipid phosphorylation; intracellular signal transduction. Gene Ontology annotation, molecular function: ATP-dependent diacylglycerol kinase activity. Gene Ontology annotation, cellular component: plasma membrane. The record is from RefSeq and is a predicted model, not a curated record. Lineage: Eukaryota; Metazoa; Chordata; Actinopteri; Salmoniformes; Salmonidae.